CUGCCCUGUUCUUCCUGAUCCUCCUCCUCUUAUAAAUACAAGGACAGAGCUGGGGUCCCAGGGAGUCAGGGAGCAAAGAGCCCAGGAGUCCUCAGGCCAGCACUACCUGCACACCUGGAAGAUGAGAAUCCCUGCAGCUGCCCUCUCCUUCCUCAUCCUUUCUGCUGCCCUUGGAACCCUGACCCAUGGAUUCCAGUCCCUUGAGCCCCUGGACCAUGAAUCCAGAAUGGUGGUGCCUCGGUUCGAAAACUUACAUGAAGGCCUUCACCAGCCAAGUGAGUGCUGCUUCUCCUACACCUCACGAAAAAUCCGAUGCGUAUUCAUGGAAGAUUACUUUCAAACGACCGGUGGAUGCUCCCAGCCUGGUGUCAUUUUCAUCAGCAGGAGAGGGCAGCGUGUCUGUGCCAACCCCUUGGAUGGGGGAGUUCAGAAUUGCAUAGAGAACCUGAAUCUGGACCUAGAGGAGAAACUGAAUCUGGACCUAGACAAGAACCUGAAUCUGGACCUAGACAAGAACCCGAAUCUGGACCUAGUCAAGAAACUGAGAACAAUGGCUCGUUGAGAAGGGAUAGCAGGUUCCAGCCACCCAUCUCCACUCUCUCUUACCUCUGGGAGCUUCUUGGCCUGAAUUAUUUUUUCAAAAGCAACAAUUACUGUUCUAUUCUGGUUAUAAAUGCUAUGCACAAUAAAAAGUAUCCAAUUUAACUUUACCUGAUCUUUGAGAGGAAAAA
Molecule: messenger RNA, 731 nt
Organism: Molossus molossus (Pallas's mastiff bat)
Lineage: Eukaryota; Metazoa; Chordata; Mammalia; Chiroptera; Molossidae
Product: C-C motif chemokine 9-like
Exons: 4
Coding region: 122-562 (146 amino acids)
Biological process (GO): chemokine-mediated signaling pathway; lymphocyte chemotaxis; positive regulation of ERK1 and ERK2 cascade
Cellular component (GO): extracellular region
Molecular function (GO): CCR chemokine receptor binding; chemokine activity
Source: RefSeq, a predicted model, not a curated record